AUGACAUCCACAAACACCACAAUCCCCUCCUACGACACCUGCAAAUCCCUCUCCCCAACCUGUUCCAUCGAAUACACCUUCUACGGCACCCCCCUCUCCAAACCCGCCCCAACCUUCUUCUUCAUCACCUUCGCCCUCCUCCUCCACCUCCAGCUCUACCACGGCAUCAAAUCCCGCACCUGGUCCUACGCCCUCUGGCUCGGCAUCGACACCCUCUUCGAGUGCCUCGGCUACUUCGCCCGCGCCAAACUCGCAGAGAACCCCUGGUCCAUGAAUGCCGUCAUGCUCCAGAUCCUCACCCUCCUCCUCGCGCCCACCCUCGUCGCCGCGGCGAUUUCCGUCACGUUCGAGUACCUCGUCAUAUGGUACGGCUCCCAGUGGUCCGUGAUGCGCCCGUCGCUGUACCCCUGGGUCUUUGUCGGUUCGGAUUUCGUGUCGAUUGUGGUGCAGGUUAUCGGGGGCGGGGCGAUGGCGGCUGGUGCUACGGGGAAUCGUAACGAAACGGUGGUGAAGAUUGCGGAGAAGGCUAUUUUGGGCGGGGUGGCGUUCCAGGUUGGGAAUAUGGUUGUUUGCGCGAGUUUGAUGAUGGUGUAUGUUGCGAGACGCAAGUCUGCGCUUAAGAGGGGUGGUGAUGGGCUUAUUUUUGUUGCGGCUCCCCAUCCGCAAGCAGAUGAUGAUGAUGUUAGGCUUGUGGCACCGGCUCGUGAGAAUGGCGGUACGCCGAUGUCUAGGGCGUUGGCGACGCCCCAGCGGGCGGGGAGAGCUCGCACUUUCGCGUACGCGCUGGGAGUUGCCUACGUCGCCAUUAUCAUCCGCUGCGCUUAUAGAAUCACCGAAAACGUACCUGCGAUAUCCAAGGAGAUUAUGCGCAACGAGCCGAUGUUUCUCGGUCUGGACGGGGCAAUGUUGUUGAUUGCGAUUGGCGCCGUCACGUUGGUCCAUCCAGGCGUCUUCUCCCCGUUCUUGAGUGAGAAGCCCCAAACGAAUAAGGGCGACAGUCGUGGCGGGGACUACCAGAUGAGGAACAUGAAGUGA
Messenger RNA from Colletotrichum phormii, 1035 nucleotides. RefSeq names its product RTA1 like protein. The transcript has 2 exons. Gene Ontology annotation, cellular component: fungal-type vacuole; plasma membrane. The record is from RefSeq and is a predicted model, not a curated record. The coding region runs from base 1 to 1035 and encodes 344 amino acids. NCBI's taxonomy places the organism in Eukaryota, Fungi, Ascomycota, Sordariomycetes, Glomerellales, Glomerellaceae.